AUGGCAGAGGACGCCUGGAACUGGAUCUCCGGGAAGCUUGCUCAUCUGACCAGCACACCCCAAACUCAAUUUAAGGACGACGAAGCCACCAAAUGGUUUGGUCUCUGUGUAGAGACCAACCGACAGAGAGACCGUCUCACAUCAAUCGUCGAAACCAAACGUCUUCAGGAGCUCAUGACAAUAUCUCUCCAUUACCGUGAGAGCAGUCCAAAACGCCAGUUUCCUAGCAUCACAUCCUUUGUUGGAGAGACUGGUGCAGGAAAAUCCACACUGAGUAUGCCACUGCCCUGCGACCAUCGAUAG
Molecule: messenger RNA, 303 nt
Organism: Penicillium manginii
Lineage: Eukaryota; Fungi; Ascomycota; Eurotiomycetes; Eurotiales; Aspergillaceae
Exons: 1
Coding region: 1-303 (100 amino acids)
Source: RefSeq, a predicted model, not a curated record